This is a messenger RNA of Geodia barretti, 3559 nucleotides long. The record is from the annotation of a GenBank genome assembly. Lineage: Eukaryota; Metazoa; Porifera; Demospongiae; Tetractinellida; Geodiidae.
CACUGCUGCUGUACACAAUACCAUUUAUGGGCUGCGCGUCUCAGCCUGUUACGUGUGUAUAGGGACUUUCCCGUUUGUGGCGCUGAGCGGCCUACUGCACGAAACGCGCUCCACACUCGCCGAAGGAAUGGCCGAGCGCUCCGGGGAUGAAGAGGGCUGGAAGUGCCCAAACUGCAGUCUAAAGCUACCCACUGGUAGAUUGGCUGGGAUGCAAUACUGCCCCGGCUGCGAAACAGACGUCCGUGUUAGGACACCGCGUGCACCGCUCCAGCCUUCGGGGAGUGGAGCGCUCGCAUCUUCGAGUGAUUCACCCAGACGUGCUGGAACUGAAGGAGAUCCGGCAGGGGAUGUAGGGAAUACGCAAAGUCCUGGUGAUGCAGCAGUUCCAUCAGCUGCGGCUGCUCCGCGGACGUCACCCGCCCUACCACCUGGACAAGAAACAACAGCUUCAGGAGGUCUCGAUGGCAGUAACCCCCCUCAUAAGGACAGUGCAGCCCCAAAUCUAGUUUAUAGCGCGAAGAAGAAGGCAAAUGAAAACGAAAGUCCAAUUGAAGAGACUGGAGCUGGGAAUGGAAAUGAGGAAUUUUUUGAUGCCAGUGAUGUCACAGGCAGAGAACCAAGACAAGAAGAAGGUGGCAAGAUGACUACUAGACACCAGAUGGCGGAAAUUGCAAGACAUAAGAAAGAAGAGGAACGCAGAGUUGAGCUUCAGCAGAGACAGGAGGCAAAGGUAAAAACUGAGCAACAGAAAGCCGAGGACCGGAGAAAAGAACAAGAACAGCGACAAAGAUUACAAAAUCGACAGCUGUCUCCCACUGUAAACGAUCCACUUCAAUCUCCAGAGAAUGAGGGCAAGGAUGAUAACACUGGUGGUGGAGCACCCAGUGGAGAAGGUAUCGGUCGUGGACGUGGGGCACAUGGUAAGGGUAGUGAGACCACUGGUGGUGGAGCACCCGGUGGAGAAGGUGUCGGUCGUGGACGUGGGGCACAUGGUAAGGGUAGUGAGACCACUGGUGGUGGAGCACCCGGUGGAGAAGGUGUCGGUCGUGGACGUGAGGCACAUGGUAAGGCCAGUGAGACCACUGGUGGAAGUGUCCAUGAGGGCGAAAGUGGAACCAACAAAGGUGUCAGGGGCAGGGGAAGAGGGAAGGGUGGAGAUAGUGUUGGAAGGGGUAAGGGGAGAGGUGGUGCUGGGAGAGGUGAAGAUGGAGAAGGUGUAGGUCAAGGUGCUGGGAGGGGCAGUGGUGGAUAUAGUGGAGGAGAUGAUGGAGCCAGUGAGAGAACUAGGGCAUACAAAAGGGGCCUGUUGCCUGAUACUUCUCAAUUGAAGAGGAGAAGAAUAACUCGGAAGCAUAAUAGGGAGGAGCAGGAUGAUCAACAGCAGAAAAGCUUGCAGGAUUUCAGUUCACCUGGGCUAGUGAAGAGUCUUGUUGUUAAACAUUAUUCUUCAUCUUCGGAUGAUGAUUUAGAGACACAGGCUUAUAGAAAACCAGAGGAAGCAGAAGGCCUCUUUCCUGGCACUAAGAACAAACCCAGCCCUGGUAAUAAAGACAAAUCAUCGUCGGCUCAGACUGAAAGUGCUUCAGCCAUAAAGAAGGAGCGGAUAGAGUCACCCAAGUAUGACUAUAAGAAGCACCCACAGAAAAUGACAGAUACCUUGACAGGGCUGAAUGCUAAAAAAUCGGUUGCAGUGACUUUUCACUGCAUCUUGCCUAAGCCAUUGUGGGAGUGGGAUAAACACUCAUGUAUGUACAUGAGGUUUGAAUGUUUUGCCCUUGGAAAAUGGAAUACUGAUGUAGGAGAGUUCAAAGAAUAUCGGCAAUUGGGUGAUGGUACUUGUGAGAUGGUGUGCACUUUGAACAUUCGUGCUAACCUGCUCAGUUCAACAUGGGGUUAUAAGUAUGUUGUGUACUCACCAAAAAUGGUCAGUGGAGAUGACUGCUUCGAGUACCUGCAUUCAUUUGCUGGAAAACACUCUUAUGACAAAGACCCUAAUCGGUGCCUGAAGAUCAAUGGAGCUGAUCUUAAUAGAACCGAAUAUCAUCAGUACGACUUCUUUGUGUAUCCUAAAUUAACAAGCAUUGAUAAGGGUGUUUUUGGCCGAGUCUUGGAGGGUGGAGUUGGGAUAUUAAAAAAUUUGUUUAAUGUCCAAAGUGAAACUGCCACAGAAGAUGGCUUCACUCCUCCCUCUACUGAGGAAAUGAUGGCUAUCCUCCCAGAUUUCAAACUUGAUGAAUUUGUGAGACAAGUUAAACAUAUAUUUAAACAGCACAGCGAGCCGGUGGUGCAGCACUCCCAUAAUCCAUGUACAACUGUUGCAGUUGAUAUAACAGAUGAGUUUAGAGGUUGGCUCGAAGAGGUCACGAAGCACCUGCAAAAUGUUGUCAAUCCUCUUUGUCGUUUUAUUUCCUCCGUGUGCCUUGCAUGCUGUGCUUUGGAUUGCUUCAUCAUCAAAUUAAAACGAGAAGAGUUUGUGCAUCCACUGCUCCAAAUGCUCCGGGUGAUACCCAACCUGGAAAACAAAAUCAUCCCCAACUAUACCUAUUUGUUGGGUGUUACAAGCUACAGAUUAAGAGUUUCUCAAGCUCUUUUGCAUCUCUGUAAAGCUGCAAUGAGGUUUAAUGCCUAUUGGGACUGGCUCUAUGUCGUGCCACUGUGUCACUUCUUGUCUGGUUCUUGUGAGCCGUUUGGUAAUCCGACCGACAUCUCAAGGGAGUUUGGUGCUCGAGCUGACGAUUUUGACUACAAAGACCUGCGGAGAAAAGUCACAACUGGGUUUGUUAGCAGUCUCUACACUCCGCUGGAACCAUAUUUUGCUGCUGAUCCAUUACUUCUGUGUGACUUCGUGUACCUCUGCCCUGAGGGUGAUCUUACAGUGCUCUUUGGAAAAGUUCCUGCACACAUGUCCCUAACUCGGAUGGAAGACAUAUGUAUUUCUACUGCAAAUGGGGCACAACAGUUGCUGAAGCUGCUCCUCUCCGAACUGCAUAAAACAGACAAUCAAGUUGAUGUCAUAAAGUUGUCUAUUACCUUGCUACUCUAUGCAAUUUGUAAAAUGGAGAUUCUUGUUGGUCAGAAGAAACUCCAUGAAGCAGAGAUAGAUAAGGCAUUCACAACGUGUGGGAAAGCUCUCCAAGAGUGGGUGAAGCGGCGUGGUGUGAUUGGAGAGGGUGGGAGCUCCUUUGGAUAUAAAAGAGAGAGUCAAAUGAAAAUGCUCUACGGCUCAGUCGAGUUAAAGGUUCCAAAGAGCAACAAGAUAGGCCUAGUGUACCUGCUGGAGGAGGAUGGUGAGGAGCAGGUUCAUCCAACUAUAUCCAGCAUCUUCAUGGAAGCAGCUACUGAGGCUAUCCAAAACAUGUCAGAUUAUGGAACUCUUCCUAAUUUUGGCGAGUCAGAGAGAAUUGGUAAACUCUAUGGAAAUAUUUUUCUGAAGAAGUACCCUCAUCUCAGUUCCGAAAAAUUUUCGGUUCAGCUUGAUGACCUUCUGAGCUGGCCUUACUGGCCUAAUUUCAUCAAGAUAUACAGUGGAUCGUCUAAGGCCAAGGAUGGCUUACCCUGA